UUAUUUCCCAUCCUUCAAAGGAAGUAAAGAAGAUGGCUGCUAAUGCAAGAGAAGUAGAUACAAGUGUUUGGCUGAAUAAUAAAUUGUCUAAUGAUGAUAUGUGGUCGGGAGCGAAUAUCUGGACAAUACUUACAACUGAUAUAUUAAGAAAUAUCCCUGAUUGCUUUCACAAUCUCCAUUCUCAAGUGAAAAUCAAGAUUUUAAUGUCAUUUCUGUACAUACCUCGCAGGCAGGCUCAAGACAUGUCUUCGCAAUUAAAUGAUAUUUUAGAAGUUUCAUUUGGCGAUUCCGACGACUGGGUUAGAAUUCUUUCAGAAAUAUUGAGAAAUUUUCCAGAAACUGGUCGACUAAAUGUUGAUCUUGCGGAUGUCAGUCCAGUUUUUUCUGAAAUCCUCCAGGAUAUAAGACUUGCAAUGAAUGACAUUGUGAACAAGAGAGUAUUGUUACCAAUGGAAUGUCCAUAUUUAAGUCGUAAUUCUUUAAUGGCUACUAUUGGAUCACAACCUCCACCAGGCAAGCAUUUUACUUUGCUAAAACCAAAAUCAGCUGCUCUGAAAGCAGAACUAUUUCAAAAAGCAACAGAAUCACUAUCUGGCAAUAAACGAGGUCAUUCUAUUCACACUGGAUCAUCAGCUAUUGUCAGUUUAAAAAGAUCUGACAGUGGCGGAAAGUCACCAUUAAAACAUAGUGUUCCUCUACUACGAGUACACAGUAAAACUGUUCCAAGCUCUGGUUCAUCUUCAGCAUUACGUACUCUUUCAGCUGCAUCUCUCAAGCAGCAAAAUAGAACAGCUAAGCUACUGGAUAUAAAUGAGCAACCAAUUGGAGGAGGUGUCAGAGAAGCAAAGCGUAGAAAGAAAAUGAUUGCAGCUGAAGCAGAGAAUUUAUUGGAAGAAGAUAGAAAGAAGAAAGAAAUAUCACAAGAAAAAACAACACCAGAGUAUGCCAUUGGAUUGAGUAACAAUGUUGAGUCAUCUGAGCCUGCUGUGAGCAAUUCACCAGCUGUAACAGCGACAUCAUCAAGUAGUACUCCAUCUUACGCAAUUGGAUUGAACACUGUACCACGUGUAGCUACUUUAAAUCCAUCUGAAUCUACUUCACAAGAAAACUUGUCGACAACUUCAGCCAACUUCACUAAAGAGUUACAAAUGCAUAUUGACAGAGAGAGGGAAAAUAUAAAACUUCGACGUCUUCAGACUGCUACAGCAGGACAACAUCUUAAUACGGGAAAUUCUUCAUUCAAAUCUGUUUCCCUUCAACCGCCAUCUCAAACGCCAUCUCAACCCAGUCUCCCGUCACGCCAGCCUACAUCAAGCACGCAACCUAGUGUAGCGAACCCAACAGCACCUAAACAGGAAUUAAAGCUGACACGAGAACAAGUAAUUGCUGCACAAGAAAUGUUUCGUGAUGCAAACAAAGUCACUAAAGCGGAGAAAUCGUUGAUUUUAGGCUUCAUGGCUGGAUCGAGAGAAAAUCCAUAUCCAGAUCAAGGCCCAGUGAUUACUGUUAGAUUAAGUGAACACACUGAGAUUAGUACAAAUUCAAAUAUGAACACGCCUCAAACACAAUUGGUAGAAAUGUUGUUUGAAAUGAACUAUGAUACUGGUCAUUGGAGACGACUUAAAAGAACACGAAUUAUUGCAAGACAAUCUUCUCAAGUAAAUCAAAAUACCUAAUAAAACGUGCUUUACCAUUCUUUU
Molecule: messenger RNA, 1700 nt
Organism: Xenia sp. Carnegie-2017
Lineage: Eukaryota; Metazoa; Cnidaria; Anthozoa; Malacalcyonacea; Xeniidae
Product: negative elongation factor A-like
Biological process (GO): negative regulation of transcription elongation by RNA polymerase II
Cellular component (GO): NELF complex
Source: RefSeq, a predicted model, not a curated record